CUGGGUUACGCACGUGUCGGUAACAAAAACGCGGGAAAUCGCGGAAUUUAUUUCGUAACUUUAUAAGAAUUUGAACAAUGAUUGGGAACGGACGUGAUUGUGAAUUAUUAAAGAGUGUUUUUAAAAUAAAAUGCUAGAGAAAACUUUUUCCAGUGUUAAAAAAUUUAGUGUUGCGAGUUAAAAUGAUUAGAAAUCGAUGGAUUUUAUUGUUUCUUUUAACACCAUUAAGUUCAAGUGUGUUAUCUUCAAAUCUCAUACCCGUUGAUGACGGCGGAAAACAACAUGAGGCAAAUAUACUAUCUGAUAUUGGGGAAAAUGUAACGGUGUACGAAAAAAUCAACGAGAUUGGAUAUACAGAAAAUAAUGAUUCAACGAAAACAGGAUUAUUCCGAUAUAAGAGGAGAUUGCAAAUGGUUAUAUCACAACACUUCAGUGAAACUACAGUUACUCUUGGAGUAGACAUAAGUCUACAAUGCAUAGUAAACGGACCACAUCCAGCGAGAUUCGUGUGGGAAAGGGAUAAAGUAGUUAUAUCUUCGAACACAGAUUCUAGAUAUGCAAUAGGACAAACUAUGACGCCAGAUGGCGGUGUAUUAACACAACUUAACAUUUCUCACAUAAGAGUCGACGAUGGAGGUCUCUAUUCUUGUGUAGCUCAUCAUGGAGACGCAAUAGUUUCUCAUGAAGAUAGAGUUAAUGUUUAUGGUCCGCCGUACAUUAGAACAAUGCCACCGUUCAAGGUUCAAAGUGGACAAAGUGUAACACUUCGAUGUCCAUAUUACGGUUACCCUAUAAGGGACAUCUCAUGGGAAUUUAAAGGAAAGGAGAUAGUCAAGGAUGGUCAAAGUCAUCGUUAUAAAAGAUUUAUAAAUGACACUGCAUAUAGUAUAGAAAUAUUCGGAAGGAAACCUAAAUUAAGAGAGAAACGGGAUACAACUAGUGUAACAGCAGAUGGAGUAUUAAAUAUAGUUAAAGUUAGUAAAACUGACAAUGGAGCAUCAUACGCCUGUAUCGUCAGAAGUCCUUCUGGUGAAAUGGCAAAGAGAUCAUUUGAAUUACAAGUGGUUGAAGCACCGCAGUUAGAAGAUAUACUCCUAGCAUCAGAUUUACAAGAAGGACAAAUUGUACAAAUCCAUUGCAAUCUUAAAAGUGGUGAUUCUCCUGUUUACUAUUCUUGGUUGAAAGAUGGUAAAAAGAUACCAACACAUUUAAAGAUAGUGGAACGUAGCUUAGAAGUGUUCAGUGUUUUAAUAAUUAAAAAUGUAUCAUUGGAUCAUUGUGGUACAUACACAUGUGUUGCAGCGAAUCACGUAGCGAAAGUAAAUAAAACUGUAAAUUUGUACAUAAAAGUCGCUCCUAAAUGGAGUGAAGAACCUCGGAAUACUUCGUUACUUCUUGGCAGAAGUGGUCAUGUUUCGUGUAGUGCGAACGGAUAUCCACAACCACAAACUCAUUGGCUGAAAAAAGAUGUGAUAUCUGACGCUUGGAGGCCAGUAUUAGAAGUAGCUGGUGGUGGAGUUCUCAGUCUAUCAAAUGGCUCGUUAAUUUUCGAUGCAGUAGCGCUUUCUGACGCUGGUCUGUACACUUGUCAUGUUGAAAAUGGCGUCGGUGAACCGUUAAGCAAAACUGUCUGGAUAUCUGUUAACAAACCUGUAACAUUUGAUGUAGUAUCAAGGAAUAUGACAGCAAAGCUCGGACAACAUAUAGCACUAGAAUGCCAGGCGAGAGGAGAUGAUCCUAUUAGAAUAAUAACCUGUAACAUUUGA
Papilio polytes (common Mormon) is the source of this 1766-nucleotide messenger RNA. RefSeq names its product Down syndrome cell adhesion molecule-like protein Dscam2. Bases 183 to 1766 code for a protein of 527 amino acids. NCBI's taxonomy places the organism in Eukaryota, Metazoa, Arthropoda, Insecta, Lepidoptera, Papilionidae. Gene Ontology annotation, cellular component: axon; plasma membrane. The transcript has 13 exons. Gene Ontology annotation, biological process: dendrite self-avoidance; axon guidance; homophilic cell-cell adhesion. The record is from RefSeq and is a predicted model, not a curated record. Gene Ontology annotation, molecular function: cell-cell adhesion mediator activity.